Messenger RNA from Aureococcus anophagefferens, 2994 nucleotides. RefSeq lists its product as hypothetical. The transcript has 4 exons. The record is from RefSeq and is a predicted model, not a curated record. Bases 1 to 2994 code for a protein of 997 amino acids. NCBI's taxonomy places the organism in Eukaryota, Pelagophyceae, Pelagomonadales, Pelagomonadaceae.
AUGCGGUUCCUGGUCGUCGUCGCCGCGGCGCGCGCCGCCACGGAGGACUGCACGCGGGCCGUCUUCGAGCUGCGGCUCGACGCCGCCGUCGCGCGCCAGGCCCAGGAGGACGUUUUAGCCGGCUGGACCAUGGUGCCGAGGGACGCCGACGACGCCGUCGCCGGCGACGACGCGCUCGUCCUCGCGAGGUCGGCGAACUGGCGCACGGCGACGUCCGAGGUCUGCGCCCCGGACGGCGACUUCGAGCUCGUCGUGCAGCCCGCGGACGCGUGGGCGUGCGACGCGUUCGACGGCGUGACGGCGACGUGCGGCGCGCCGACGAGUUCGCCGACGUCGACACCCUCGGCGCCGCCGUCGGCCGCGCCCUCCCGGGCGCCGCUGCCCGCGCCGACGACGCGCGCCCCCACCGCGGCGCCGUCCGUGCCCGCGCCGUCGCCCGCGCCGACGAAUCGCCCGAGCGCGGCGUGCGUCGUGUCGACGCUGACGUUGGAGAAGCAGGGCUCCUGCGACGGGCCCAGCUGCGCGAUCUUGAACACCUUCGACUAUGCCACGGAGCUCCCGCCGCACUGCGCCGUCGAGGCGGGCGCGCUCUCGGCGACGUUCGAGGGAGACCUCGGCGGGGCCGCCGUCGUGGCCCUGAACGCCACGCACCAAGGCUUCUCCGGGGCGGCCUUCGGCGGACGGUCCUGCGACGCCGCGGACCUGGGGACGAGCGCGCUCGACGGCUGCAGCGCGGGCGAGGUGUACGGCUGCGGGCCGGCGACGGACGUGACGUUUCCCGUUCCCGCGACCGCGACGGGACUCGUCGUCGGCGUCUUCGGCGACGCGGCCGUGUCGUCCUGCGACGACAGCCCGGCGCUGUCCACGACCCUGACGCUCGACGCCGAGGUCUGCUGCCUGGCGCCGUCCGCGGCGCCGUCCGCGGCGCCCACGGCCGUGCCCGCGCCCGCGCCGACGGCCGCGCCGACGACGCUCGCGCCGUCGGCGACGCCGACGGCCGCGCCGCUGCCGGCGCCGACGGCCGCGCCGCAACCGGCGCCGACGGCCGCGCCCACCGGCGCCCCGGCGCCGGCGCCGACGGCCGCGCCGCAGCCGGCGCCGACGGCCGCGCCCUCGGAGACGCCGACGGCCGCGCCGUCGCCGAACCCGAAACCCGCGCCGACGCCCGCGCCGUCCUUCGCGCCGACCUACGCGCCAUCCAUAGCGCCGUCCUUCGCGCCGUCGAACGCCCCGCAGCCCGCGCCGACGCCGACGCCCACGGACGUCCUCAGCAACUCGUCGCGGCCGACCGGUACUCCGACGCCGUGGCCGACGCGCGCGCCGUCCGCCGCGAGGACGCCGGCGCCGUCCCUGCGGCCGUCGACGUCGACCCCGAGCCUCCCCCCGACGGCGACGCCGCCGCUCUCCCUCGCGCCGGCGCCCCUGCCGUCGGCCGCGCCGAGCAGCCUCUGCGCGUUCGCGUUCCGCGUGUCCUUCGCUGUUUCCUUCGAGGGCGGCGCGUGCGUCCUGGACUUUGUCGCGGCACCGUCCUUGGCCCCGACGAUCAACGUCUCCGCGUCGUCGUCGAGCGACGACGACGACUGCGACGAGGCCUUCCUGGGGCUGUGCUGGGUGCCCUGGGGCGCUCUCGUCGUCGCGGUCGCGGGCGUCGUCUUUCUCGUCUGCGUCGCGGGCGCUUUCGCGGCCUGCGCCGGGGGCGGCGCGGCCCCGAAGACCAUCGAGACGAAGCCGACGUUCACGCCGUCGGACGCGCCGCCGCCCGGCCGGCCCCUCGUGCCGCCGGAGACGACGUACCCGCCGGACGACGGCGGCGCCGAGGAGGAGAAGGCGAGCCCCGUGCGCCCGCUGGUCUACGAGCCCGAGGAGGAGUCCAUCGUCCCGCUGGACGAGCCCCUGGCGCCGCCGACGCCCGUGACGCCCUUCGUCUUCGAGGACGUGGAGCCCCGGGAGCGCGCGCUCGUGCCGCCGUCGCCGGGGGCAGGGCAGCAAAAGGGUGAUUCAACGCCCGGCGCGCGGCCGCCGGUGGACGCGCCGACGUACACGCCCGUCCAGGACUUCGCCUACCGCGUCCGGGGCAGCCCUCGGACGCCGGCCUACAGCGCCUACGGCCUCGCGCCCGCCGCGGGCCACCUCGCGCCGCUCCCGCGGUCGACGCCCAUCUCCGAGUUCGACGCGAGGCGGAACAGCUGGAUCGACCCGGCCGCGCCGCCGGUGAACAGCAACCGCCGGGCCGGCGAGCUCCUGCCCCGGCCGCCGACCUACGCGACGCCGACCUACCGCAGCCCGGGGCCCUACCACACGCCGUCGCGCCCGGGCUCCUCCCGCGCGCCGGCGACGCCGCUCACCGCGUCCACGCGCGGCGACCGGCCGCCGCCGCCGCCGGAGCCCUCCUUCUGGGCCCGGCGCCGCGGCGGCGCCUGUGCGCCCGUGCGCGUGCCGCUCAUCGAGCUGCAGACGAUGCCGAUGCUGCACAAGAUGUGCUACGCUCUGCUGCUCGCGGCCUCGGUCGCCGCGCUCGACGCGCCGCGCGUCCCGGCGCGCGCCGCCCUGCGGCGCGCCGUCGGGUCCUGCGUCGCGAGCGCGUCCCUCGCCGCCGGGGCGUUCGGCGCCUGCGCCGCGACGCCGGCGACGGUGACGCGCUUCGAGGGCGAGUACGCCGACCAGCUGCACCCGCUCUGCGAGCGGCGCAUCACCGUGGAGGCGCUGGACACGAAGCCGCGGCGCUACGUCGCGCAUUUUUCCGGCACGGACGUCGGGCCCCGGGGGAUCGGGCCGCUCGUCGUCAUCGCGUGCGACCAGGCGAACAUCGACAAGUACAAGCUCCGCGAGUGGGCCUUCGACGGCGAGAUCAAGGGCGACGAGAUCUCCGCCGGCGACGGCGUCCACGAGGGCCGGUGGAACCAGCCGAAGAAGGACUCGCCGAACCCGUGGACGGGCAUCCGCUGGGCGGACGGCAACCGGUGGAUCCUCAAGGAGGAGGCGCCGAAGACGUAA